Cornus florida is the source of this 1080-nucleotide messenger RNA. Its product is annotated as 8-hydroxygeraniol dehydrogenase-like. The record is from RefSeq and is a predicted model, not a curated record. The coding region runs from base 1 to 1080 and encodes 359 amino acids. The transcript has 5 exons. Gene Ontology annotation, molecular function: zinc ion binding; cinnamyl-alcohol dehydrogenase activity. Gene Ontology annotation, biological process: lignin biosynthetic process. Lineage: Eukaryota; Viridiplantae; Streptophyta; Magnoliopsida; Cornales; Cornaceae.
AUGGCAAAGUCACCAGAGACCGAGCACCCAGUGAAGGCCUUUGGAUGGGCAGCCAGAGAACAAGCUAGUCCUCUAGGUCCAUUCAAAUUCUCGAGAAGAGCAACGGGGGAUAAAGAUGUGAGGUUCAAAGUUUUGUAUUGUGGGAUAUGCCACUCCGACCUUCACAAUAUCAGGAAUGACUGGGGCAUGUCCAAGUAUCCUCUUGUACCCGGGCAUGAGAUUGUAGGGGUAGUAACAGAGGUGGGUAGCAAGGUAGAGAAAUUCAAAGUUGGAGACAGAGUGGGUGUUGGAUGCAUGAUUGGAUCAUGUGGCUCAUGCGACAAGUGCGCCACCGAUUUUGAAAAUUACUGCCCCAAAUUGAUAUACACCUACCCGGGCACCUACUAUGACGGAAGCGUCACACAAGGAGGUUACUCUGAUCACAUGGUUGCCGACGAGCACUUUGUGGUCGGCAUCCCCGACAGCUUGCCUCUUGAAGCUGCUGGUCCUCUCCUAUGUGCUGGGAUCACAACCUACAGUCCCCUCAAGUACUUUGAGCUUGACAAGCCUGGUAUGCAUUUGGGCGUGGUGGGUCUAGGCGGACUUGGCCAUGUCGCCGUGAAGUUUGCAAAGGCGUUUGGCGCUAAGGUGACAGUGAUCAGUACAUCCCCUAGCAAGAAGAAGGAAGCCAUUGAACUUCUUGGUGCUGAUUCAUUUUUGGUAAGCCGUGAUGAAGAUCAGAUGCAGGCUGCAAUGGACACAAUGGAUGGUAUUAUUGAUUCUGUGUCUGCUAUUCACCCACUCAUGCCUUUGGUUGGUUUAUUGAAAACUUAUGGGAAGCUCGUUUUGGUGGGAGCACCAAAAGCACUUGAACUACCUGUUUUGCCUUUGCUUUCGGGGAGGAAGAUAGUUGCUGGGAGCAUGAUUGGGGGAAUGAAGGAGACACAGGAAAUGGUUGAUUUCGCGGCAAAACACAACAUAAAACCAGACAUUGAAAUCAUUCCUAUGGACUAUGUGAACACUGCCUUGGAGCGUCUUGAGAAGGCUGAUGUCAAAUACCGGUUUGUCAUCGACGUUGGGAACACAUUAGAAGUCUCCUGA